This is a messenger RNA of Nannizzia gypsea CBS 118893, 219 nucleotides long. RefSeq lists its product as hypothetical. Lineage: Eukaryota; Fungi; Ascomycota; Eurotiomycetes; Onygenales; Arthrodermataceae. The transcript is spliced from 3 exons. The coding region runs from base 1 to 219 and encodes 72 amino acids. The record is from RefSeq and is a predicted model, not a curated record.
AUGGCCAAAAGCACCGGGGCGAACCCAACAGCGGCGUGGCCCGCGCUCUUUCCCCUCGACCUCGGGGGGAUUGCCCAAAUCGGGGUCGUCGGCGCUGGGCAGACCGCGGCGGCGUGGCCCGCGCUCUUUUCCCUCGACCUCGGGGGGAUUGCCCUAGGGCCCACGUCCAGCGAUUUUUGUAAAGGGUAUGAGCAUAUCACCAGAAACUUCGGUGAUUAA